This is a messenger RNA of Penaeus chinensis, 2660 nucleotides long. Its product is annotated as esterase E4-like. The transcript is spliced from 12 exons. Bases 438 to 2555 code for a protein of 705 amino acids. The record is from RefSeq and is a predicted model, not a curated record. NCBI's taxonomy places the organism in Eukaryota, Metazoa, Arthropoda, Malacostraca, Decapoda, Penaeidae.
AGUCGAGGAGCACACCUAAAGCAAGCGACGUGUAUUAACCAUAUCUAUAUCAAUCGCACGAGGAACCAAUUCUUAUCAUCCUGGAUUACGAAAGAAAAGCAUAGAGCAAGCAUAUUUCCCGAGAUCUUAACCGUCGACCCCCAUAGGCAACUCCCGGACAGAAAGAUUCCAGGUAAACGUUACUGGUUAGCGGGUCACGCAUGGCACCUGUAUCAGUCUUUGCUCAAUGCCGGCACCUGACACACCUGUUGUGCGUGGCUGGCUGUGUCUGAUACCGCAUGGACUGGGCUUUUUUGUGUUGAUAUUUAGUUCAUGUUGUGCUAAGGAUUCGUUGCGUAGGAUAUAGCGAGAUGCGAAAUAUGGACUUGUGUCUUUGAAUCGUGGUUAAGGCCUUUUAUUUUAAAUAAAUUCAUUGACUGUAGUAUUCACAAUUCAUCAUGAACAUCUUAAGAGUAUUUUCUUUGUUCUUCGCCCUGCCUUUGGUUAUCGUCUUGUUCGUAAGUAAGACAGAAGGAAGCGAGGAAGGAGACGAAGAGAAAGGUAGAGGAGGAAGGGAAGAAGGAUUAAGCCAGUUUCGCAGAGGCAGGAUUCUAAACUCAGGGGCUCAGACAGUGAAGGCGGAUUUGAGGGUCGAGUUUCAAAUGGUUGACCUUCCAACCAGCCUGGGCAUCAUUACGGGCGCGCAGGAGUUCACGGAGCAGCCGACGUCUCCGCCCACCACAGGAAGACCUUACUUUGCCUUCAGGGGAAUACCCUUCGCGGAGGCGCCGACGGGGAGGCUGCGGUGGGAGGACCCUGAGGAAGUGGAGGAGGCGCCUUGGCCAGGGGGUCGCCUGGACGCCACCCAGCACCGCCCCUUCUGCCCCCAGUACGACCACGAUGCGAACCAAGUCGUCGGCGAUGAAGACUGCCUGUUCCUCAAUGUGUACACUCCUUUCUUACCGGGUCAUACACGGGAGCGGUUACCAGUAUUAGUGUUUCUGCAUGACGGCUGGUACUUGAAAGGAGCUGCGUCCUCUCUCGGUCCCCAGAAGCUCCUGAGGGAGGAUGUUGUCCUUGUCACGACCAACUUUCGCCUGGGCGCUCUUGGAUUCCUAAGCACCGGGGACACGACUCUGGCGGGGAACUACGGCGCCCUGGACCAGGUGGCAGCCCUGCGGUGGGUGCAGAGGAACAUCGCUCAGUUCGGCGGCGACCCCAACAGGGUGACGCUCGGGGGCUUCGGGUCGGGAGCCUCCUUCGUCCACCUCCACAUGCUGUCGCCGCUCUCCAAGGGACUCUUCUCGGGCGCCAUCAUGAUGAGCGGCGCCGGGAACUGCCCUUGGUCGACCUCGCAGGAGCCCUGGGAAGUGACCUACGACCUGGCACGGAACCUGGGCUGCUCCACGUGGCCCUCGUCCAGCCUCAGGGAUUGUUUGGAGGAAAAGUCGCCUCGUGACAUCCUCAAGGCGCAGGCUGACAUGCAUCGGUACGUGUUCUGGCCGAUGCUGUUCAGACCCUCUGUGGACGGGCGUCUGAGGGAGGACCCAUUCCUGCCAGAGUCCGUCGAGAGCCUCAUGACGCAGCCUCCAGCCUCCCCCGUUCCUCUCCUCAUUGGGGGAGUUCCUGACGAAGGCAUCCUCCUUGCCCUUACCGUCACCAUCUUCGCGGACGGCGCUGGAAGUCCGAGCCAGACUUACGACGAGGCGGUUCACUAUGUCUUCGAGAGCCUGUGGUCGAACUCUACUGAGGACGACGUCGCCACCGUUGCUUCAGCUGCCGAGGCGUUCUACUACUCGGAGCAGGCUAAGGACGACCUCAGUACGCUGGCUGAAGAGAUGAGUGAGGCCAUGACAGACCUCUGCUUCACCUCGUGUGUGUGGGACGCCGCCUCCUACUUCUCUGCUUCCUCCAGAUCACCUGUUUACACGUACCUCAUGACACACCACCUCCCCGGUUCCCCUUCCUACAGCACGCCCUUGUACCGCUUAGCAGAAAGCGUGGGCGUGAGGAGUCCCUACAUCUUCUCGGGCGCCUCUCACGGCGAUGACCUCGCUCUCAUCUUCUUCCUGCCUUACGAGCUGGGUCAGGCCGGGGCGCAGGACCAGCAGAUCUCCUCGCUGCUCACCUUCACGUGGGCCACUUUCAUCCACACUGGGUCUCCCCAGUCUGCCGACGCCUCGACGACCUCGCUGCCAGUGUGGACGCCCCUUGUAGCCGGGGAACCUGUCACCCACUACAUUCUCUCCUUUACCCCCGGAAUGUCCGCCAGGCCCUACAGAAGCAAGGAAAGGAACUUCUGGCGCCAGACUCUGAGCUACGUGAACGAGGCGGCGGAAUCCUACUACCCGUGGCUGAUCACCACGUGGGUCCUUCUGGCGCUCCUGCUGCUUCUCCUGGUGGUCGCGGCGGGCAUCUGCGUGGGCGUUUGGCGUGUGCGGAGGCGAGAUAAAUACCCACCAAAGGGCUCUUCCUCCCUGACCCUCCGCGCGCGCCGCCCCCGGAACCCGUCGCUGCAGUCUAGCGGUUCGGGAGGCGUGGCGAACGCGGGCGUGUCGUCAGACCCGCACGCGUGAAGGGGCGUGGCGUGACGGGCGCUCGUUCUUAGGCGUCAUACUGUCAGCUUUGUCAGCUCUUCCUGAAUUAUGUUGAACGUUGCUCUAUCUAUGAUAGAUAGAUAG